Molecule: messenger RNA, 765 nt
Organism: Wickerhamiella sorbophila
Lineage: Eukaryota; Fungi; Ascomycota; Dipodascomycetes; Dipodascales; Trichomonascaceae
Product: Cysteine dioxygenase
Exons: 1
Coding region: 1-765 (254 amino acids)
Biological process (GO): L-cysteine catabolic process
Molecular function (GO): cysteine dioxygenase activity; ferrous iron binding
Source: RefSeq, a predicted model, not a curated record
AUGGCACCCUCCUCUGUUUACGUCAAACCCCCCCAGCCCGAGCAGCUCUUAGUAAAUGCUCACUCGGUAAAGCAUUCGCUUGAAGAAAAAAAGGCAUUCGUAGAGUGUGGCUCUGUGGGUUCCUCAAUCUCAGAUCGUAUGGCCAGUGAUCUCGAGUCGGAUGAUUCUAGGGAUUUUGAGUGCGACGAGCACACGAACUUUGACCGUUUGGUCGACGACAUCAAGGCUAUCCUUGGUCCGACCUCUGGCCUUGAUUGUUCAGAAGUUGACGAGAGUUUACUGAUGGAACGACUUUCUGACUAUAUGAGUAAGGAUAGUGAAUGGUCCAAGUAUGCGUUUGUUGACAAUUCUUACGACUACACUCGCAAUCUUAUUGACGACAUCAACCAUAAAGCGAAUCUACUGAUUCUCGUCUGGACUCCGGGUCGUGGUUCUGAUAUUCAUGACCACGCUAAUGCCCAUUGCGUAGUCAAGAUGUUGUCGGGUACACUUAGAGAAACUCUCUAUGAUAUGCCUGACUCAAGUAACCCCCAGCACCUUCAGGUCACUCGGGUUACUGACCUCCACCGCGAUCAGGUCUCGUACAUGUCCGAUAAACUAGGGUUGCACCGUAUGGAGAAUCCCGGUAGUGUUCCCGCGAUCUCACUACAUUUGUACACCCCACCCCAUGCGGCGAAGUUUGGCUGCAAUAUUUAUGACGAACUUACUGGCGAGAAGAAGCAUGUGCGGUGCUGCAUGUAUUCGAAACAUGGCCAACGCAUCUAG